CGCCGGGUGACCGAGAGGGUAUGGGCACGGAAGAAAGAAGGUUUGUCUGGGAGGAAAUUCUCCUCACCAGCUUCACGACGGGACCAGCCAUGAAAGACCCAUGUUGACACGAAUAGUAGCCCCGUCAGCGCUCAACAGGGGGUCCGCAUGGCGGGUCAACCGAGGGGUCCAAGUCAGUGUUGGUCCAUGGUCUCAGUUUCAGGGUAGCAUCCAUUGGAAUAAGAUCGGCCGCUCAGGAUCAUUUGACGUACAGACGAACAUGGGGGGCCCAUUUGACUCAGAUGGUACUUGGCUAUUGCAUGCAAGACUCCGAAGGCCCCAGUCUUCGACAUGGACCGCUCCAGGAAGACAAGUGGGACUGUGCGCAUCCACUGACCUUCCUGUAGGGGAGGAGGAGGGGCCGCAUGAGGAGUGGCAGCGACUGGGACCCUGACCGUUGAAAAUGAUUGGAUGGAACGGUUGCACAACCAUCCGGA
Messenger RNA from Aspergillus ibericus CBS 121593, 476 nucleotides. RefSeq lists its product as uncharacterized. NCBI's taxonomy places the organism in Eukaryota, Fungi, Ascomycota, Eurotiomycetes, Eurotiales, Aspergillaceae. The record is from RefSeq and is a predicted model, not a curated record. The transcript has 2 exons. Bases 101 to 433 code for a protein of 110 amino acids.